AUGUCUUUACACGAAGAAAAAGAAGGUGUCUUGAGUGAUGCGCUCUCCUCAGCGCCAGUUCCAGAGUCUGAUGGAUCAGAAGUCGAGAAUCAACCACCCAAAGAACCCGCAACGCCACCUCCACCUCCGAAUGGAGGUCUUACUGCCUGGCUCCAAGUAGCAGGAGCAUUCUUCUUGUUCUUCAAUUGCUGGGGAGUGGUGAACACCUUUGGCGUCUACCAAAGCUACUAUGAAGACACCCUACUCCCUGACUACUCUGCAUCUUCAAUUUCAUGGAUCGGCACAGUCCAGGGCUUCCUACUCUUGAUGGCAGGGGCAGUAGUUGGACCUAUCUAUGACAAGGGCUACCUCACAUCCCUGCUUGCGGCGGGCACAUUCCUAGUCGUGUUCGGACUGAUGAUGACUUCACUCGCAACGAAGUACUAUCAGAUAUUUCUGGCACAUGGGCUUGUCGUGGGUCUUGGCUGCUCAUGCUUGUUUCUGCCGAGUAUUGCUAUUGUAGCGACUUAUUUCACGUCACGACGGGCACUAGCGACUGGUAUCACCGCGUCGGGAGGUAGUAUCGGAUCUGUAAUUUAUCCCAUCAUGUUUCACAAGUUAAUCGGACCGGUGGGCUUUGGCUGGACAACCCGAAUUAUCGCUUUCGUCGCCCUAGGCGGACUCAUCUUCUCCAUCGCCGUGAUGAAACCGCGUCUCCCACCACCCAAGCAAUCUCGAUCUCUACUCGACGUGUCCGCAUUCAAAGAGGCACCUUUCCUUAUCCUGUGUUUAGCCUUUUUCUUUUCCUUCAUUGGCUUAUACUUCCCAUUCUUCUACCUACCAACCUACUUCACCUCCUUCCUCCACACUGACGGUAGCAUCGCAUUCUACAUAAUCGCCAUUCUAAACGCAGCCUCUGUCUUCGGCCGCAUCGCACCCGGAAUCCUGGCGGAUCACAUUGGAUCCUUGAACACUAUUAUCCCGAUAAGCUUUAUCGCAGCCGUCCUAGCCUUUGCAUGGAUUGGAAUUCGAAAUGAGGCGGGUACUAUCGUGUUCGCCAUUCUGUAUGGGUUUGCUUCCGGGGCGAUCGUGUCGCUGCCGGCGACUAUUCUUGCCCGACUCACGUCUAAUAUGAGCAUCUUGGGUACACGGAUGGGGAUGUCCUUUACCUUUGCCGGGUUGGGGUUGUUGAUUGGCAAUCCUAUUGCAGGUGCAUUAAGGGGGGUGUUCUGGAAGGGACAGCUGUUUAGUGCUGUGAUGGUUGCGGUUGGGACUGUGUCGUUUUGUUUGUUGCGGAUUUUGAAGUGGAAGCAGGGCGAAGGGUGGAAGAUAUGA
Molecule: messenger RNA, 1314 nt
Organism: Penicillium cataractarum
Lineage: Eukaryota; Fungi; Ascomycota; Eurotiomycetes; Eurotiales; Aspergillaceae
Product: Major facilitator superfamily domain general substrate transporter
Exons: 4
Coding region: 1-1314 (437 amino acids)
Biological process (GO): transmembrane transport
Cellular component (GO): fungal-type vacuole membrane
Molecular function (GO): transmembrane transporter activity
Source: RefSeq, a predicted model, not a curated record